AUGAGUCAUUCACAAGCGCAGGAGAAUGGUCAAGAAGCACCUUCAGACAUCGAAAAAGCUCCUACCGCAAACGGACCACCGGCUGUGCCUGACGGCGGUUUGAGAGCUUGGUUAUGCGUACUUGGAGCAUGGUUGACCAUGUUCGCAACAUUUGGAUACGCCAACUCGUUUGGUGUUUUCCAAUCCUACUAUAUCAUCAAAUACCCUUCGGUCUCUCCAUCGGACAUUUCAUGGGUUGGCUCAGUGCAGCUUUUCUUCCAAUUUGCUUUCGGAGCAAUCACAGGACCUUUAUACGAUAAAGGCUAUUUCUACCAUUUGAUGUAUUCCGGUUCAGUUCUAUAUAUCAUUUGCAUCUUCAUGACUUCGCUGUGCAAAGAAUUUUGGGAAACCUUCUUAUCCCAAGGGCUCGGUUUAGGUAUGGGAAUAGGUAUCAUUCUCUUACCUUCUUUCUCGAUCAUGUCCCAAUAUUUCAACAAGAAACGAGCCUUGGCGAUGGGAAUAGCAGUGACGGGAUCAUCUGCUGGUGCGAUCGUCUUGCCAAUCAUGUUAAAUCGCCUGAUAACUUCCCACGGUUUCCAACAGGCCGUUCAAUACACUGGAUAUCUAUUGAUGGGUUGCUUGAUCAUUGCCAAUCUAUGUUUGAAACCUCGAUUACCCCCUAUAUCUCAUCCUACCGUCAAACCCUCACCGAAAGUGAUAUUCGCCGAUUUGCCGUAUUGUUUGAUAGUGGCAGGUCUCUUCUUUGUCACAUGGGGUCAAUUCUUUCCGAUCUAUUACUUACAAGUAUAUGGUGAAGAUCAUGGAUUACCCGAAAAACUCACACAAUACACCCUAGCGAUCCUCAACGCAGCAUCGAUAUUCGGACGGAUCAUCCCGAAUCAUCUCGCCGAUAGAUUCGGCUCACUUAACAUGAUUACCAUCUGCUCAUUUCUGACUGGUGGCAUGAUAUUCACGAUAUUCGGUGCAGGGUCGGUCGGUGGCUUAAUCGUGGUGGCGAUACUCUAUGGGUUUUUCUCCGGAGCAUAUGUCUCAUUGAUGGUACCUGCCUUGCUGGCUUUCGCGAAAAGUCCAAGUGAAAUUGGGAUUAGAACAGGUUUGGGAAUGGUGAUUUUCUCCCUAACCGCAUUGACGGGUACCCCGAUUCAUGGGGCUCUCCUCGAUAAAUACGGUUUCUACGCGCCUACCAUCUGGGCAGGCGUAGUGUGUUUAACCGGUUCGGCCUUCGUGGGGGUUGGAACAAAGUUGCAGAGGAAAAGAAAGGGGACUUGGAAAGUGUAG
Molecule: messenger RNA, 1278 nt
Organism: Kwoniella mangroviensis CBS 8507
Lineage: Eukaryota; Fungi; Basidiomycota; Tremellomycetes; Tremellales; Cryptococcaceae
Exons: 4
Coding region: 1-1278 (425 amino acids)
Biological process (GO): transmembrane transport
Cellular component (GO): membrane
Molecular function (GO): transmembrane transporter activity
Source: RefSeq, a predicted model, not a curated record